AUGCCUAGCAGAAUGGGCUCCAAAAUUGAUUUGAACAAAGACUUCAUCAGAGUGAAAACACACUACAGUGGGGACAUCCUCAUAACCAACCUGGACUCAGCCAUAAGCUAUAAUGAGCUUUGUGAUGAAGUGCACGAGAUGUGUAACUUGCAGCAGGAACAGCCAAUUACCCUCAAGUGGAUUGAUGAUGAAGGUGACCCCUGCACCAUCUCCUCUCAGAUGGAGCUGGAGGAAGCUUUCCGGCUGUACUGCCAGAACAGGGAGGAAGGGCUGAUUAUUCAUGUUUUCCCAAGUAUUCCAGAGAAACCUGGCAUGCCUUGUCCUGGAGAAGAUAAGUCCAUCUACCGCCGCGGCGCCCGGCGAUGGAGGAAGCUGUACCGAGUGAAUGGGCACUUGUUCCAGGCCAAACGCUUUAACAGAAGAGCAUACUGUGGCCAGUGCAGUGAAAGGAUAUGGGGGCUGGGAAGGCAAGGCUACAAGUGUAUCAACUGCAAGUUGUUGGUCCAUAAACGCUGUCACAUACUUGUCCCACUGACCUGCAAAAGGCAUAUGGAUUCGGUCAUGCCUUCCCAGGAACCUCGCUUAGGUGACAAAAGUGAUGAAGUUGAUCUCCCUUCAGAAGAAACUGAUGGAAUUCCCUACAUUCCUUCCAGCCGGAAACACGACACCAUUAAAGAUGACUCUGAGGAUAUCAAACCAGUCAUCGAUGGAAUGGAUGGAAUUAAGAUUUCUCAGGGCCUUGGACUGCAGGACUUUGAUUUGAUCAGAGUUAUUGGCCGUGGAAGUUAUGCCAAAGUUCUCCUAGUUCGGUUAAAAAAGAAUGAUCAGAUUUAUGCUAUGAAAGUAGUGAAGAAAGAAUUGGUCCAUGACGACGAGGAUAUUGACUGGGUACAGACAGAGAAACAUGUGUUUGAACAGGCAUCCAGUAACCCCUUCCUGGUUGGUUUGCAUUCCUGUUUUCAGACAACGAGUCGAUUGUUUCUUGUCAUAGAGUAUGUGAACGGGGGAGACCUCAUGUUUCAUAUGCAACGGCAAAGGAAACUCCCUGAGGAACAUGCAAGGUUUUAUGCUGCUGAAAUUUGUAUUGCUCUAAACUUCCUCCAUGAGAGAGGAAUCAUCUACAGAGAUCUCAAGCUGGACAAUGUUCUCCUGGACGCAGAGGGUCAUAUCAAGCUAACAGAUUAUGGCAUGUGCAAGGAAGGUUUGGGCCCUGGUGACACUACAAGCACUUUCUGUGGGACACCAAAUUACAUUGCACCAGAGAUCCUCAGAGGAGAAGAAUAUGGGUUCAGCGUGGACUGGUGGGCACUGGGAGUGCUGAUGUUUGAGAUGAUGGCAGGGAGAUCCCCGUUCGACAUCAUCACCGACAAUCCAGACAUGAACACUGAAGAUUACCUCUUCCAAGUUAUCCUUGAGAAGCCAAUCCGGAUUCCAAGGUUCCUUUCUGUCAAGGCUUCCCAUGUGUUAAAAGGAUUUUUAAACAAGGAUCCCAAAGAAAGGCUUGGCUGUCAGCCCCAGACAGGAUUUGCUGAUAUCAAGUCUCACACGUUUUUCCGCAGCAUCGACUGGGACCUGCUGGAAAAGAAGCAAACCACUCCUCCCUUCCAGCCCCAGAUCACGGACGAUUACGGGUUGGAUAACUUCGACACGCAGUUCACCAGUGAACCUGUGCAGCUAACCCCAGAUGAUGAAGACAUAAUCAAGCGAAUAGAUCAGUCAGAGUUCGAGGGGUUUGAAUACAUUAACCCGUUGUUGCUGUCGACAGAAGAAACAGUAUGAAGGGAUGAGCUCGUUGGGGACAGUGGGAAUGACAUGACUUUAUCCUUAACUCCAGUAUAUGCAUGCAAGGAUGGGACUGGUCACUGGGUGGAGACCAAUGAGCUAAAAACAAAUCUGCUGCUGAAAAUCAAAGAAGAGAGGAAAAACAAUGAUUCUGGUGGGUGUCCUCUGCCACUUGGUGAGUCUUACGUUCUGGGCACUGACACAACUGCUUCACUGAUGAAGGAAUUUGCAUUUCGUGCCUGUUUCAUGAAGGAUUGGAAUGUUCAUUGCAUCCCUGCAGGAGGAGAUGAUGAGAACCUCUGAGAUCCACCCCCUUUCUACAGACUUUUGGUGCAAUGAGCUCCCAGUGGAAGAGUGUUCGUGUAACAUCCUGAAGAAUAAAAUCUGUUACGGUGGUGUUGAAGCUUA
This is a messenger RNA of Acanthisitta chloris (rifleman), 2190 nucleotides long. RefSeq names its product protein kinase C, zeta (gene PRKCZ). The record is from RefSeq and is a predicted model, not a curated record. Lineage: Eukaryota; Metazoa; Chordata; Aves; Passeriformes; Acanthisittidae. Gene Ontology annotation, molecular function: protein binding; ATP binding; protein serine/threonine kinase activity. Gene Ontology annotation, biological process: protein phosphorylation. The transcript is spliced from 18 exons. Bases 1 to 1779 code for a protein of 592 amino acids.